GGAAUAAUUUUAAGUACGAAUCAGACGUUGAAUAUGGCCAUAUUGCAUGGUGGGGCGUCUGCAAGGAAUAUAAGUUUUAUAGACUAAUGAGGAAUUCCUGCCUUUUUUUGGGAGAUCUUUUUUUUAAUUUUAUUACGAAUUGAUUCAUGCAAUUUAAGAAACAUUUUCAUUUCCUUUUUCUUGCUUUUUUUCCUUAAAUAUGCUCCUUUUCUAGGCUAUAAAAAUCAAUUUAAUUAUCUAAAAACAAGCCACCAACAGCUAAUCUGAAGAAUUGAAGCAAAAUAUGGGAUCAGAAGGAGAGGAAAUUGUUGUUGUAGAAGAGAAAGGCAUUGACAUUAGUCUGAAGGAUCUCUCGAGGAAACUUGAAGAAUUUGCUCAGGCCAGAGACUGGGGAAAGUAUCAUAGUCCCAGAAAUCUUCUUCUUGCUAUGGUAGGUGAAGUAGGAGAGCUAUCAGAAAUAUUCCAGUGGAGAGGAGAGGUGGAGAAAGGAUUACCAAACUGGAAAGAAUCAGACAAGGAGCAUCUUGGAGAAGAAUUGUCUGAUGUUCUGCUUUACCUUAUUAGACUGUCUGAUACUUGUGGCAUUGAUCUUGCUGAUGCUGCUCUCAAGAAAAUUGUCAAAAAUGCUAUCAAAUACCCUUCUGAUCAAAUCUACUAAUAAAAUUACCCAUUAAUUUUGUGUUU
This is a messenger RNA of Mercurialis annua (annual mercury), 684 nucleotides long. RefSeq lists its product as uncharacterized. NCBI's taxonomy places the organism in Eukaryota, Viridiplantae, Streptophyta, Magnoliopsida, Malpighiales, Euphorbiaceae. Gene Ontology annotation, molecular function: nucleoside triphosphate diphosphatase activity. Gene Ontology annotation, biological process: nucleoside triphosphate catabolic process. The transcript is spliced from 2 exons. Bases 284 to 658 code for a protein of 124 amino acids. The record is from RefSeq and is a predicted model, not a curated record.